Molecule: messenger RNA, 780 nt
Organism: Wasmannia auropunctata (little fire ant)
Lineage: Eukaryota; Metazoa; Arthropoda; Insecta; Hymenoptera; Formicidae
Exons: 1
Coding region: 1-780 (259 amino acids)
Source: RefSeq, a predicted model, not a curated record
AUGAGCGACGAAGAAGAACAAGCAUUUGGAAAGAUUGGCCGCAUUGCCAUUAAAUCACCACCUUUUUGGCCAGAAGAACCUGACAUAUGGUUCAACCAAAUUGAAAGCCAAUUCGUCUUGGGUGGAGUGACUCAAGAUUCUACAAAAUAUGCUUAUGUCUUGUCUCAGCUUGAGGCAAAAUAUGCUAAAGAAGUUAAAGACGUUGUUACUAAUCCCCCUGAACGAGGAAAGUAUCAAGCUCUGAAAAAUGCCUUAAUUCAAAGGCUGUGCGCUUCUCAAGAACAACGCAUUCGACAGCUUCUUGAACAUGAAGAGAUCGGUGAUAGGAAACCUUCGCAGUUCUUGCGACAUCUUCAAACACUCGCAGGCGCUGUAGUAUCUGAUCAACUCCUGCGAACGCUAUGGUUAGGUCGACUUCCUACCCAGAUGCAAGUUAUUCUGGCAACCCGGUCUGAAGAUAGACUUGAAGAUGUGGCUGAACAGGCAGAUAAGAUUCACGAGGUCUCUGGAAAAGCUGUUGUAGCCGCCGCUUCAACAAGCACAGCUACUAAAUCACUUGAAAUGCAGGUUCAAGAGUUAGCUAAGCAGAUUGCCGCAUUAACCACUAAAUUUUCAAAAAAGAAAAGGUGGGAACGAAGUCGAAGCCGAAGUAGAAAUAGAUAUGAAGGCCAAAGGAAACAGAAAGAAAUUUGUUAUUACCACCGACGAUUCAAGGCAGAAGCAAAGAAAUGCACUAAGCCUUGUAACUUCAAGUCGGAAAACGAGGAGGGCAGUCGUUAA